CGCCCGAUCCUCGGCGCGCACGGUUUUGGAGCGGGUGUUCUUCUCGUCUUCGUAGCGAGAAUCGCCGAUUAACGAGGUCGUUUAAGUUUAAAGAGUGAGCUACACCGUGUGCCUAUCGACAUCGACUGUUUGCCGAUAAAAAUUUCGUACCAGCUGGCAUAAACUCCGGUACACGCGAUGUUGUCGAUAAAUUAACGGAACUUGUUUGUUGUUUUAUCGAUGGUCCAGCUGUGCGAGAAGUUGGAAAGAAAAGUGGUGUAACAAUCGGUCCGGUAGCUCGUGUUUUUAAGACUGUUUCAUCGAAAAGCAGUUUUCUAGUUAUAAACGUUUCCUCAUUUCAAAGAAGGUUGUUUAUACUUCUUGUGACAAGUAUCUCGAGCGACACUGUGUGAAACGUGAAAUUUGAUUAGUUUGCUGCGGUGAACAGUUAUGUCAUAACCUAUAAUCUAAACGUUCGCCAUUAAUCGUGUAUAUCGAUGUAUCGAUUAGAGUGAUCAAUAUGUGACCGAUCGAUAUAACAGAUUAGUCUCCAUUGUCUUCAGAAACGAAACUUUGAGUCGUGAGUGGAAAGUAAAAGAAUUUUUCUAGUGUAUGGACCGAUAGAUUUUGUACGUUAUCUAUCGACGUGGAUGGGACAUUUUUCUUCUUCUACUAGCUCAUAGAGACACGGACCACGGUCUUUACGGAUUUUGUCGAUCUGCCACUGCGAAAUGCAGAGGUUUGCCUAUCAGUGUCAGGCAUUUUUUAGACAGAUUUAGACUGAAACGAUGCGGAACGUAGUAUUGCGACAUUGAUUCGACUCCCUCCCGAUGCUCCAUUCAUCGCCGAGCUAUCUGAAGGUCGGCCAAGUAGGAGUCACAGAAGAAUCGGGAAUAGUAGACGCUGAGAUUUUCUUCGCGAGCUGCGCGAUGAUUGCUACGCCGGGCUUUUCCAGGCAACGACGAAAAAUCGAACAAAGAUGAACGAAAUGGAGCAGAUCCCUGAAGGCUGAGAGCGAGCGGAUCCUCGAUAUGACCGGUAGGAGAAUGCGGCCGACCGCAUCGGCGCUCGGCGUCAUCGCCAUUGUCUCCAUCAUGAUCACUGCCAUGCCAUCUGAAGCGGACAGCGGCGCUAUUGAGCCCAGCAUCAAUCAUUUCGGAGUGGACGAGGAGGACCAUCGUAUCCAGGAGGACGAAAGGAUCGCGAACCAGACCGUCGCCAGCGAUCUAGCUGCGGUCGCGUUUCGAGUGCACGUCAACGAUACUAACAACGAAACUCCAAUAACCAAAACUAUCCAUAGCUUCCCCACCGAUCACGAGAACCUCGUGAACAUGUCGCGAAUGGACGAAGUUAGCGUCGCGGAAUUGCAAAGGGAUCAAAGUAACCUGUUACCUGUCACGGUGUCACAGAACGAUGUUCACGAGCCGCAACGCAAUCCAUUGGGAUCAGACGCAAAGUCGGCAGAGCGCAACAGUUCUGAAAACAAAGUGGAACUCGCGAACAAUGAUUUCGUCUCGUCGACUCGACCGAAUCGAGCAGAAAUCGUAUCAAGUAUCGUUCCUUUGGAGAUCCGGUCGCCUGGUUCCAAGAAUGACGAUUACUUGCACGGCGUCCAGGUAGACGACGAGGAUCUGUCGAACGUGGUAGAGCACGAAGACGAGUUAAUAGAUGGUUCUAACGUGGACAAAUCUCGCAGAGGAAACUCGAUUAGGUUUACAACCGUGUCAAUCCGUGAGACUAUCGUCACGGAGGUGAAACCGAUCGAGCAGAAGAACGUCGAGGACAUAAGAGCGAUCUCGUUCCAAGUACCUGCAAUUGGCAAAGAAGCAGAAGACGCGGACAAGCGACAACAAGAUAACGAAGACCCAAGAAACGUCAUGGAGUCAAGGAAGGAUCAUUCCAGGCCGAUGAACAACCUGCUGUUGGCGGGUGGUAAGUCGACGAAGGCGUUUUACGAGAUCAAACCGUCGAUCAAAACCGAGAUGGAGCCCGAUCAGCUUAACCCUAGCAGCACUCAGCGACCCUUGCCCGGUAGGAAGUUUGUGCUACCCAGCGUCGACAGCGCCUUUGGCAAGUUCGGGCCUUACUUCGAAGACGGCGAUCAGGAGAUAAACAUCACUGCCAGAAUAGGCAGCACUAUGCUGCUCGACUGCAAAAUCGGCAUGCUUGGCAACAAGGAGGUGACGUGGGUGCAGCAGCCAAGCAAGGACUCGUUUCGACUACUCACGGUCGGUAGGAUCCUGUACAGUGCAGAUCAGCGGAUCAGCCUCAACUUCAGAUACCCGAGCAAUUGGAGAUUACAAAUCCAGUACGCAACUACGCGGGAUUCCGGCUUAUACAAGUGUCAAGUUGCAACGCAUCCGCCGCUGGUUAAAACGAUUAACGUCGUCGUCACGGCACCGGAAUUGACAAUAACCGACGAUUCCGGCCGAGUGGUGUCCAAGGAGAGGCACCUGAAGGCGGGAAGCGUUCUCAAACUCAGAUGCGAGGCCAGAGAUGUUAUCGAGUCCCUGAAGGAGUCUGUCAUUUGGACCAGGGGAGAUGAAACACUUACCGAAGACGUUAGUGAAAACAGGACGACGGAAAUCUUAGCUGGGAAGGAGGUCCUCGUGAUAGUUAGCACGCUGAUCGUGGAGAGGGCCAGUCCAAGGCAUGCCGGAAAUUACAGCUGCGUUGUACCCGGGAAGGCCAAGACAACCGUUGCAGUACACGUACUUAACGGGGAGUUACCAGCCGCGGUGCACGACGGUAACGGGGUCUCAAGGGCGUUCCUCAACCUGUGGCUAAUUCACUUAACGAUGAGUUACGUUUUUUCCAGAUGACAAUACUAAGGUUAUCGCAACAGCGCCAAGACAACCACCGGCGGUCAGACAUGAACUUCACGGCUGGAAGCAACAACAUAAUAUCGCGUGUCGUCGGUGAGAUUAAUUAAUCAUGGACUAAGUACCGGUCACGAUAAUCGAUUCUCAGGAUCAACGAUAGAUCGUCGAUCUACCUG
Messenger RNA from Bombus pascuorum, 2977 nucleotides. RefSeq lists its product as uncharacterized. Gene Ontology annotation, biological process: synapse organization. Lineage: Eukaryota; Metazoa; Arthropoda; Insecta; Hymenoptera; Apidae. The transcript is spliced from 11 exons. The record is from RefSeq and is a predicted model, not a curated record. Gene Ontology annotation, cellular component: neuron projection membrane. The coding region runs from base 1011 to 2801 and encodes 596 amino acids.